UUUUCCUAAAUUGACGUACUUUAUUUAUUAUGGCGCCGCCGCUUUCAAAAAGUGGCGCGCAUAAUUCCUUAGCCAGAUUCCUUUUCAUUAUCGCGGUUAUCAGCCUGUCAUUUACAUCGUGCUACAAAUUUGAAAACGAAUCUGUCGAGCCCGACGUCUCCCUACAUCAUGGCAACAUCCUGAGUCCCUUGCUAAAGGCUCUGUCAGAGCAAGAUCCAUGGGGUGACUUUACACCACGAACCAAACCUGACUCCAGAUAUGUGCGCUACAUGAAGAGACUGUAUAAAUUAUCAUCGAAACACGACAGGAGUCACGAGGCCUCUCACCUGUACAACACCGCUCGUCUGAUCACACCUCGAGAGGAGUGUCUCGAACAGAACCGAGAAUUUUUCAUGCAGGAUAUCUCCUACAGUCUAAACCGAGUGAGGUCUCAAGAGCAGUUACUGAAGUCAGUCCUGCUUUACUCCUUCGACCAUAACCACAUUGCCCCCAUCACAUCGCUCUGUUAUCUCGUUGUGAAGGAACAGGAACCGUCUAAGGGUCACAUGUGUUCUCACCAUCUCAGAUCACACCACUCGGUCCCCCUGCUCAGCUUCCGCGUCCACACAGAGAGAAGGGUCCAUCGCCGUUGGGUGGAAGUCGAUGUCACUUCCUUUCUCCAUCCUCUCAUUCAGGCCCAUAAGAAGGACAUCCAUCUGCUUAUAAACUUGACCUGUGUUGAAGAUAUGAUCCCUAGACCUGGAGGCCAGAUCCAUAAGAGCCCAGUGGAGUUAACUCACAGGUCUCCAUCUCUUCUUCUGUAUCUAAAUGAUACCAGUGAGGUCGCCUUCCAGAGAAAGGCCACACAGACUAGAAUGGUAGACCUAACAUCAAACCACUGGGAUGGAAAGUCCAGAUCGUGGGAGUCAACCUCACGCAAGAGACGUGGGGCCUUAAAGAGUACCAAUGCAAGUCCAGAAACUAGCUUGCCAGAUCUCCCAAUGUAUGACUUUCCAACAGAUGACUGUGACCUCUAUGAUUUCAGAGUGAGCUUCAGUCAGCUCAAAUUGGACCACUGGAUUAUAGCACCUCAUAAAUACAAUCCGAGGUACUGUAAGGGAUCUUGCCCAAGGGUUGUGGGGUUUAUUUAUGGGUCACCUGUACAUACAAUGGUUCAGAAUAUAAUUUACGAGAAGCUAGACUCCUCGAUACCCAGGCCUUCAUGUGUACCAUCAGAAUAUAAUCCCUUAAGUGUUUUGACCAUUGAGAAUGAUGGCUCUAUUGCCUAUAAGGAAUAUGAGGAGAUGAUUGCUACUAAAUGCACCUGUCGCUAAAGAUAAAUAAUUUGACGAAUCUAUUUUUUUGUGAUACAUUGCUUUGUAAAACACUGACCUAUUUUUUGCAGUAGCCAUUCUUAUUAUGCAGAUGAUAAAUUACUUGACGACCACAUAUAUCAGAAAAGUUGUGUAAAAAUUUUUUGUUCAACAUUACUUUUCUUAUCUGAUUCUGAUAAUGUUAAGAAUUUUCUAAUGUAUUCUGCAUUUCAGUUGUUUUUGUGUUCCGAUAUUUUCUCAGACACAAUUUAUUUGUUUAAUACUUUUGUAGCAGAGUAUUUGAUUAGCUUGAAGGAUUUUGGUUUUUUUUGUUUUUGUUUUGUUUUUUUUUUGGUGGUGGUCUUCUCUUGCACUUUCUAGUCUUUAACAUGAAUGGCAAAAAUUUUAAAGCUUCUAGUUCUGGACAGGAUAUGAAAAGUGUAGUUCUAUUGUCUUAUCAGAACACUUUUACAUUGUUUUUUAAUACCUGGGAAUUGAAGAUGGUUGUCUCAUGGGCAACCUCUCUCUUCUUGAUGUCCAGAAAAUAAGUUGCCCUUUAAUUGUGGGCAACUUGAUAUUGAUAUGUCUGUAUUAACUGUUUGAAAGUAGAUUAGAAUGUGUAUCACUUGCCUAUUUAUGUAAUUUAUGUCUGUGUAAUUUGGUCAGGUUGGCUUUAGUUUCACAAAAAAAUUGU
Molecule: messenger RNA, 1986 nt
Organism: Myxocyprinus asiaticus (Chinese sucker)
Lineage: Eukaryota; Metazoa; Chordata; Actinopteri; Cypriniformes; Catostomidae
Product: growth/differentiation factor 9-like
Exons: 2
Coding region: 30-1313 (427 amino acids)
Biological process (GO): BMP signaling pathway; SMAD protein signal transduction
Cellular component (GO): extracellular region
Molecular function (GO): growth factor activity; cytokine activity
Source: RefSeq, a predicted model, not a curated record